Messenger RNA from Purpureocillium lilacinum, 1383 nucleotides. RefSeq lists its product as uncharacterized. Lineage: Eukaryota; Fungi; Ascomycota; Sordariomycetes; Hypocreales; Ophiocordycipitaceae. Gene Ontology annotation, molecular function: protein binding. The record is from RefSeq and is a predicted model, not a curated record.
AUGACCUCGCCCGAGACAGAGACUGCCCGCGUCGUCGACGCUGCGGCCACCGCCGCCCCUGAUCAACAAGCACAAACGACCCAGGGACCGGGAGGCAUGCCAGAGAUCGAGCUCCUGGCACGGCGGCCCGCUCGAAGCGAGACGCCGCAGCCGCAGUCGAAUGAUGACCUGCAGAGGGAGACGGCAAAUGACGACAUCCCUGUUGCUGCAUCCAAGCGGCGCCUCUUUUACUCGUCCGCCCAGUGGACGGCCGACGGCACCACUGUCAUCGUCGGCGCCUCAGACAACUCCGUCUCCUCCUUUGUCCUCCCGGCCGACCUCCUGCAAUCUGCCGGCCAAGACCUCGUGCUGGAACCCCAGGCCACGGCCCAUCUCCCGGAGCCCACGCAUGCCAUCGCCGCCGCGCCUUUCUUCAGCCUGGCGGAUCCAGCCUCGCAGACGUAUCUCGUCGGUUGCAGGGACCACCCCAUUCAUCUCUAUCAUGCGUUUUCUGACCCAGAUGCGCAAUCAACGCCACUGGGGGCGUACAGGCUCAUCAGGAAGGAGACUGAGCAGUACAUCACGCCAAAUUCCAUGAUUUGGCCGCAGCCAGGCACUCACUUCCUCUGCGGAUCUGCCAACCGCCUCGAUUAUUUCGACGUCUCCCGCCAUGGCUCUGAUGGACCUCUGUUGACGGUGCCGACUAUCCCGUCCAAGAGACACAUCUCCAAAGGGAGCGGCGUUGGCAUGAAAGGAACCGUCUCAGCCCUCGCAGCCUCUCCCUACGACGCCGACGGAGGGUUGCUUGUGGCCGCGGGAACCUGGACUCGCUGGAUGGGCAUGUACGACCUCGGGCGCACGGACAAGGUUGUUGCCAACUGGAGCAUAUCGCAAGCUGCCAGCGCCAACUUUGGCCUCGACGUUGACGGUCAAGGCAUUGUCCAAGUUGCGUGGAGCCCGUGCGGCCGCUAUCUCAUCAUCAACGAACGGCACUCGAGCGGACUUCUCGUGUAUGAUAUCCGCGGCGCGGGAAAGCUGCUCAGUGUCUUGACGGGUCGAACAUGCUUCAGUCAGCAGAGGUUGACGUGUGAUGUGUUUCAAGGUGACAUGUACGGGUCCACUGGCUUUGAGGUCUGGGCAGGCUCCCAGGACGGCAACGUUCGAGUGUGGGACAACGUCGGACUUCAAGAGGGACCUGCGCCACCGUCGUGGGAAUGGAAGGCCCACGACUCGCCCGUUGGCAGCACGAUCCUGCAUAGCUGCGGGUCAGUCGUGGCUACUUGUUCCGGUGCUUGGGAGCAUUCACCGGACCAUUUGCUCGGCGACGCUGUUGACGAGGGAAGUCAAAGCCGGGUUCUCGAUGAAUCCUCGCUCAAGAUUUGGUCCAUCGGAUCACAGGGCUAG